Striga hermonthica is the source of this 810-nucleotide messenger RNA. NCBI's taxonomy places the organism in Eukaryota, Viridiplantae, Streptophyta, Magnoliopsida, Lamiales, Orobanchaceae. The record is from the annotation of a GenBank genome assembly.
AUGAAGGCCUCGCUCACGCUCAGGGAGGACCCGAAACCCCCAAUUAUCAAAGCCAAAAUCCCGCUAACCAUCUUCGGCCUCCCCUUCUCCACCGCCUCGGUCGCCGCCGGUGACCGCGACGAGCUUUGCAUCAGCUUCAACGGCGGGCUCGGUUGGACCGGCACCGGGAUACUCGGUUCCGUGACGGCGGAAUUCAGCUCCGUCGGCGGCGGAAGCCCCGAAUUUCUGCUUCACUUCAAGUCCAGAUCUGGAGAUUUUUACGUCCGGAGGUCAGUGAAGAGACCGAUUAUCGAUUUAUCUGCAUGUAGAUCCGAGUUUCCGAGGAUCCAAAACGCUGUCGUUUUGGGGGAGGAGAUGGGUUGGGACCGGCUGUUUUCCGGAGCGUGCGGGGCAUUAAGUGGUGGUGAGGUCCGGGCAAGGACUUCGGUGAUAGUUAGUCGGGCGGCGGUGAGGCUAGGGUGGAGCGUGAGGUUUCCGACGCCGCCGCCGGGCGACGGCGGCUGCUCUGGAGCUGGGUGCCUGCUGAAGAAGAUGCCGCAUUUGGUCCUCCGGCAAAUAGCCAUCGAGCACACGGCGGUGGACGCGGCGGUGAAGGGGGAAAAGGUGGUCCAAGAAAUCCGUUUGUACGACCAAAAGAUCUCAAAGAGGCUCACUCCCUUAGCAAUUCCCAAGAAAAAUCACGACGAAGAUGACGACGAUGUGAAUUCUUGGGCCGGGUCGGGUAGUUCGGGCUGGGCUUCCAUGCAUAGGGAGAUGCGGAGCUUUUGUGAAAAACUCAGAAAGAAAGUCGUGCAUGCUGUGUCGUUUUAG